This is a messenger RNA of Protopolystoma xenopodis, 945 nucleotides long. The record is from the annotation of a GenBank genome assembly. Lineage: Eukaryota; Metazoa; Platyhelminthes; Monogenea; Polystomatidea; Polystomatidae.
AUGCCGUGUUCUUGCUCAGUUUUGGAACACGACAAACAUUCGCAACUUGUUAUUCAAGCUGGUCGGAGUUUAACUAAAAUCGCAACACAUUUUGGUCAGAAAUUUGACCGAUAUGCCAAUGCAUGUCUUCAUGCUUGCCUAGUAAAGUUCAAGGAAAAAAAAGUCUCCGUUGUCUCUGAGCUUCGAGCUGCUGCUAUGGCCGCUAUAAGAUGUAUACCCUUGGAAAGUGGUGUUGAUAUCUUAUUGACUGGCCUUACUCAUGCUAAUCCGAGCGUUCGCUCUGAGUCAUUGCUUCUGGUCAGAGAGUUGAUGCUUUCAAAUCAAGCUGAAGCGGAAUCUUCUACUCGGACCCCGCAAACGAAUGCUUCCUUACAACGGCUUAAACUGGUCCGACAACUUUUACCUCAGCUUAUUAAACUUACGGAAGACCAGCAUCCCGAAUCUCGAGAAGCAGCUUUUAAUGCUUUGGCAGGGAUACAACUCUUUUUAGGCUCUAAUCGCCUCUUUAUCAAGACUGUCUUAUCCAAUUUCGACGGGAAUCCUGGCAAGCAAUCCCGGUUGGAAUUGGCUGUUAAGAGCCUUAUGGAGGAGUCAUCUAAUGUACAACAGGUUGUCACAUUUUCAACCAGGUCAUCUUCAAGCAAACAUGAUUUUGGGAAACCAGUUUCGGUCACUACCUCCGAAUCUGGACAAACUGAUCUGGAUGCACCUAAAGGGCGGAUUAUCUCGGUCUCUCAGACCCCGACCAAUGAGCCAAUCCCUGCCGGACCUUCUCAUGCUACCUCUGUCCCUACUCGUCGAGUAGGUGCUAUUAUUUGCGAAGGAGGGAAGGCAACAACGGAAGCCACCGCUUUACAACGAUUGGCUUAUGAAGUGAUUCGUGUUACUUCGUUCCCGCCGAUCAACCUAUCUCUGGAAGAUGCGGAUUCUAUCUCAGCCGAGUAG